Neohortaea acidophila is the source of this 840-nucleotide messenger RNA. Its product is annotated as S-adenosyl-L-methionine-dependent methyltransferase. Lineage: Eukaryota; Fungi; Ascomycota; Dothideomycetes; Mycosphaerellales; Teratosphaeriaceae. The transcript is spliced from 4 exons. The record is from RefSeq and is a predicted model, not a curated record. The coding region runs from base 1 to 840 and encodes 279 amino acids.
AUGGCCAACAGCUCACCCGACCCCGACCCCUAUCCUCUUGCCAGGGACAAGAAGGAAUCGGAUAGACUGCGAGAGCAGCACGACAUUAGUAUACAGAAUGCUGGCUAUCUCAUCUUCCCAGCGAUUGUCGACCGCCUGCCAUCACACGCACGGAUAGCAGACGUCGCUGCCGGCACUGGCGUAUGGGCCAUGGACGUCGCCAAGUCGCUUCCCAAUGCGCAGCUGGUCGCUUUCGAUCUCUCGUCCGCGCAGUUCCCCCCUUCAGCACCUGACAAUGUCCAAUUCGUUGUCACGAAUGCGAAGCAACCCUUUCCCGACGCCUACCACGGCUCCUUCGAUCUGGUUCACAUCCGCGCACUCAUCGCCGCGAUGAUGAGCCCGGAAGACUGGGAGGUAGUAAUGUGCAACAUCCUCCAGCUGCUCAAGCCCGGCGGCAGCGUGCAGUGGUUUGAAGGCGACUUUGGCAAUGUGCCUUGCCUUCGUAACAACCCAGAAUAUAUGCGGUUUACCGCUUUGCCGAAGCUGCUGGAGAAGUUCAGGUCGGUAAUGGGCGAUCGUGCAACAACCGGUCCCGGCAACCUUGUCAAAGCGGCAUCGGCUCGGCUGGAAAAUGUGGAAGUGGAUGUCUUUCCCACGGACAGGCUUCCUGAAAUGAGGGCCCGAUGGGCACGACAGGCGGCGAUUGCCAUGCUUGCAUGGGCUGAGAAAAGUUCGGGCUGGUCGGCAGAGGAAUUGGCCCAGAUGAAAUCGGGCGUUCAAGUGGAUAUUGAUAACGGAGCUUAUCAUCGUGGCGAUAUUUACUGCGUGACUGGCCAGAAGCCUCAUGCAUCGACGGAGUGA